AAGGCGGAUGAUGUGAAGGCGCCGAGAUAAACAGUCUUCAAUGCUCACGUUCAAUUAUGCAGUACUAUUAUCUAAAAUAAUAGCACACUGAUGCCUUUUUAGUAUUUCACGCAGCUGUUUGUUAAAUCGGUUGGAGAACAUCUUUUUUGCAGCAUGAUGCAGUCCUCGCUUGCGGAGCGCGUCGAGUCGAUGGCAGUCAAUGAACAGGACAAAACUGCAGAAAAGGAGGAAGAUCAAGAUAGAGGCGAGGACAAAACUGAAACGGCAGAGGACACUAACACAGAGAAUUGCACAAAUGUAGAGGGAGGCAAAGAAUCCAUGGAAGUACAGGAGACGAAAGAGGGUAUAACCACUGAUGGAGAAAUUAAUGGAGGUGGAGGAGACCACCAGCAGGCGGAGGAGGACUGGGAGAUGCCCUACAGCGAUGAGGAGAUGGAGGAUCCUAAGAACUGGAUGCCUCCACCAGAAGAGAUCAAACGGCUAUAUGAGCUGUUGGCCAAAGGAGAAGCGCUUGAGUUGAAGUGGGUCCCUCUUCCACGUCGACUUCCGACCCCUCCACGCACUCCAUCGCCCGAGAGAGAUGGAGAAGACUCACAGGAGGCUAAACAGGAAGAGAGUGAGCACAAGGCCCUCUCACCAACGGAGUUUGAUUUUGAUGAAGAGCAAACUGCCUCAACUCCUAAAAAUGCUUUUCUCAAUCGGCGAAGAACACCAGGUUCUUCAGCCCGCUCUUCGGUCAAACGUGAGGCUCGGCUAGACAAAGUGCUAUCAGACAUGAAGCGUCACAGAAAAAUUGAGGAGCAGAUUCUAAGGACGGGUCGUGACCUUUUUAAAAGUGAUAAAACACGGCCAGGGCUUGCCGCUGUUCAGCCCUUAUCGCCAAACAGUCAGAGGGAGCGGGAAAAAGAAAGGGAGCGAGACCGUGACCCCAGCACUGUCUUCAGUCCCAGACAGAGGAGAUACUGAGGGAAAACGAGAAACAGACUUUUUGAAAGAACAGCCAUUUUUUUAGGGUUUAAACCCUAAACAUGAGAUGCUACUAUUAUACUGAUGUUGUCUUUUUUUUAUUAUUAUUAAAAAAAUAUAUCUUUUCUACAUUGUAAAUAAAUGUCUUG
Molecule: messenger RNA, 1115 nt
Organism: Xyrauchen texanus (razorback sucker)
Lineage: Eukaryota; Metazoa; Chordata; Actinopteri; Cypriniformes; Catostomidae
Product: PAXIP1-associated glutamate-rich protein 1-like
Exons: 5
Coding region: 154-966 (270 amino acids)
Source: RefSeq, a predicted model, not a curated record